CCCAGGGCGGGGCCUGGCCGAAGGCUGGGUCGGCCUGAGGGUGGGGCUUUCAGGAGCGCUCUCCGGAAGCGCCGCGUUGGUGUCCGGGAGAGGCGUUCCAGUGGUCGCUGCCGUCGCUACCUGUGCUGCGUCAGUCAUGCCGAAGCACGAGUUCUCCGUGGACAUGACCUGUGAAGGCUGCGCUGAGGCGGUCUCCCGAGUCCUCAACAAGCUGGGAGGAGUGGAGUUCAACAUUGACUUGCCUAACAAGAAGGUCUGCAUCGAGUCUGAGCACAGCACAGACACCCUGCUGGCAACCCUCAACAAAACAGGAAAAGCUGUUUCCUACCUUGGCCCCAAGUAGCCGGGACCCGGGAGUCCCUCCAGAUGUACUGAAGAAGUAGGUAGGUUGUUGAUCUGGUCUCCCGGCAGAUCUGGAACACCCGAUGUCCAGCUCAGCCGUGGAAUUUCUGCCCAGACAGGCCCUCCCUGCCUGCUCGCUGCCAGCCUCCCUGCAAUAAAGUCAAGCUGCAUUUGUUGAAGAA
Psammomys obesus (fat sand rat) is the source of this 524-nucleotide messenger RNA. It is a transcript of the gene Atox1, whose product is annotated as antioxidant 1 copper chaperone. The transcript is spliced from 4 exons. Gene Ontology annotation, molecular function: copper chaperone activity; metal ion binding. NCBI's taxonomy places the organism in Eukaryota, Metazoa, Chordata, Mammalia, Rodentia, Muridae. The coding region runs from base 137 to 343 and encodes 68 amino acids. Gene Ontology annotation, cellular component: cytosol. The record is from RefSeq and is a predicted model, not a curated record. Gene Ontology annotation, biological process: copper ion transport.